AUGCGUAGUGACGACUCCGACAGAAACCUUGCGAUCUUCAGCGAUUUUGAGAAUGUAGCUCUCGGCGUGAGAGACGCAAAAUACCCAACAUUUGAUAUCGGUCUAAUCCUUGAGCGCCUAUUGGUUAAAGGCAAUGUUGUCGUCAAAAAGGCUUACUGUGACUGGGAUCGUUACAAAGAGCACAAAGCCACCAUGCACGAAGCCGCUUUUGAGCUCAUAGAGAUUCCGCACACCCGUCAAUCGGGUAAGAAUUCUGCUGACAUACGCAUGGUCGUUGAUGCGUUAGACCUCUGUUAUACGAAGGAUCACAUCGAUACAUUUGUAAUCAUCAGUGGUGAUUCUGAUUUUUCUCCUUUAGUGAGCAAACUCAGAGAGAACGCAAAGCUGGUUAUUGGCGUAGGUGUUAAGAACAGCACCUCCGAUUUGCUCAUAAAGAAUUGCGAUGAAUUCCUGUUUUACGAUGACCUGAUCAAGGAGAGCACGUCUAAACGCAGUACGCGAAAGUCAUCGAGGAAAAAGAGUGGGAGCCAAAAGGCGGCCGAAAGUACAACCAGCAAAAAGAACGAGGCUGAGGGUGAUAAGCAGGAUGAAGGCAUUGAUCUGGUUGUUGAAACCGCCGACGCGUUGAUCAAAGAAAGAGGCGACAGCGUCUUUGGUUCCAUGGUCAAGCAAACACUGAAACGUCGUCACCCUGGAUUCAGCGAGUCCUACUACGGAUUCCGUUCUUUUGGCGACCUUCUGGAAGAAGCGCAAUCACGCGGCAUAGUGACAAUGGAACUUGAUGAGCGCUCCGGCGGUUACGUUAUCCGCUCGGAGGUUACCGUGGACAACAAAAGACCCGUGCUGCUUAGCGUUGACGACGACGCAGAGGUGCUCAAAUUAAUUGAGAAAACGCUCAGUAAGCUCGACAUUGAAGUGCUCACUGCCUCGUCUGGCAAAGAAGGCCUUGCCUUCCUGAAAGAUCGUGAGCUUGAUGUUGUCAUAUCGGAUAUGCGCAUGCCGCAUAUGAGUGGCUCCGAAUUCCUCAAAGAAGUAUCAACACAUCAACCGCAUUGCUACCGGAUCGUGCUUACGAGUGACGUACAUCUAGAUGAUGCCAAAUCUGCGAUCAACGAAGGGGGUGUCUCACGAUAUCUGGAUAUUCCCUGGAAAGACGAUGAACUGCGACGCGUUGUGAGCGAGGGCAUCAGGAUCGCCGCGCUUGCGAAAGACAAUGACGAAUUGUUUCAACUCACCCAGGCACAGAACGCGGAGCUGCACACCCUGAAUGCAGAGCUUGAAGAUCGAGUCUCACGGCGAACAGAAGCACUAGAACACGCUAAUGGCAUGCUCAGUAACGCGCUGAGUGAACUUGAAGAAACAAAUGAACUCAUGGUGGAUCUUGUCGCCAACAUUGCAGCAAUGCCAAACCCGGAAAGUGACAAAUCACGGAGAAAGUUAAGGCUCGCUUUAGCCAUCGGUGCUGAGCUCGGCCUGGAUGAGGAAGACCUUCUGCAUCUCAAAUAUGCAACACGCCUCCACAAGCUCGGCUGGGUGGGUGUGCCAAAAAGUAUCACGGCAAAACCACGGUCUUUGCUUUCAGAACAGGAGCGUGUCGAAUUUGAAAAGCAUACAACCUAUGCGGAGGCGGUGCUGUUCAGUAUCCCCCGGUUCAGAAAAGCCAGCGAGAUUAUUGGCAGUCAGCACGAACAGUUUAAUGGCCAUGGUUUUCCACAGAAGCGUGUAGGAGAAGGGAUACCACUGGGCUCAAGAAUCCUUGCUGUUACGCGCGAUUACUAUGAAUGGAUGGACGGCGCGAUAGAAGAAGCACAGCUAACGCCAGCCGAGGCUGUGGCCAGAAUUGUUGCCGAAAGAGACAAUGCCUACGACGCCGGUGUAGUGAAAGCCUUUCAGAUCGUAGUUCGAACCAUUGAUGAGCUGGACCCAUCUCUGAAUGAAACAAGCGUGAGAACUGUUUCGUUACUGCCAGGAAUGCGUCUUGCCAGAGAUUUGAUUACCAAUGAAGGUGUCGUUUUGCUUGCUAAAGGCACAACCCUGACUGAAAACACGAUUGGCUCGCUAAUUAAUCUGGAACUGCGUUCAGAUAAAAAACUAAAGAUUUAUGUGCUCAAGGAAGAACCUGAAAAAAAUGCAGCCGCUUAG
Messenger RNA from Symbiodinium pilosum, 2142 nucleotides. The record is from the annotation of a GenBank genome assembly. NCBI's taxonomy places the organism in Eukaryota, Dinophyceae, Suessiales, Symbiodiniaceae.